This is a messenger RNA of Pseudovirgaria hyperparasitica, 2358 nucleotides long. RefSeq lists its product as uncharacterized. Bases 381 to 1928 code for a protein of 515 amino acids. Lineage: Eukaryota; Fungi; Ascomycota; Dothideomycetes; Acrospermales; Acrospermaceae. The transcript has a single exon. The record is from RefSeq and is a predicted model, not a curated record. Gene Ontology annotation, molecular function: protein binding.
AUAAGAUAUAAUGUUCUCACUGACAAGCACGACUAAUCAGCAGGGUCGUGCCUCUACUUCUACGACAUUGCACCUCCCUAAAAACUAGAGCGGGUUAUACACCUACUCACUGUAGAAGGUUUGCACUUGGUGGGAAAGAGCUUCCUAGCCCAUGGUAAUGAACCCUCUGUAGCACAAUGCGGUCUUCUAGCUCAUCGUCUUCAUAAUGAACCUUAACAUAUUCUACAUCAAUAUUCGGCUUCUUCAGCUCCGGCAACUCUCUUUCUUUUACAAACUACCUGAAACAUCUUAUAAGACAUAUUGAAACCCCGCCAAUUUGCAUUCUGCCACGCCCCCCUUCGCUCUUAGUCGGUUCGACAUUCACUUCUGCCUCACCAGUCAUGAGGGCCUCUCAAUCUAAGGAUUCCGAAGGACAUUCGAGGCCAGAUGGGCAUCAAUUGUAUGACCGUCCGAUGUCGCAAGGGGCUCAUGAUAACGACACAUCGACUUCAGACAACAUAGACGUUACCGCCCGUGCGCGGGAAGAGGCGACUUGUCACCGUGAUGGGAUCUGCGAAGGCAAGAAAGCUGCUGAGGAAUAUCAUACUGCUCUAAGAUAUACAAGCGGACAAGCAUCGACCACCUCUGACGCUGGACCUUCGAAUAUCUUCGAAAGUAUCAUUGAGCAUGGCCCGAAUAUUCUUGAAGAUGAUAAGGGUGGAGUUGAAAGCGAGCAUGAGACAAUCGAUGCUGAGACAUUUACGAGGUCUAAUACAUUCACACCCAGAUACGGAGAGCAGCCGUUGGAUAGUAUUCAAUCAAAUACUAGAAAGCGGACGAGACAAAGUCCACAUGUGGGCCGAUAUUACCAUCGGAAGCCCCUUGAACAGGACGCGCAUAUCGAUUCGUACUUUUCUACCUUUCCUGGUAUGACUUCUCCAGGCUCAGUUUCAGCCGAUGUCGCACUUGUGAGAAACAUUCCUCGCAUGCAAGGCGCAGGAGCAGGCAUGAUGGCAGUGAAAUGCAUCGCAACCGGAACACGGAUCAUGACAGAGGCCCCGGUUUUCACAUACGGCAUACCUCCAACCGGACUGACGAAGAGCAACCAGUCGAUAUGGAUAGAUAGAUUUGAACAUGAGCUUACGAGCGAGUGGAAAUUGUUUUCUCACUUAUACAAUGCUUUUCCAAACAUGGGUAGGAAGUAUGGGACUUUUCAUACCAACUCCCUGCCCCUAGGCACGAAGUCCGAUGAUCCUUGGGGUAUGUUUCCUGCCUUCGCACGUCUCAACCACAGCUGCCAAGCCAAUGCUUUCCAAUAUUGGAACACGGAGCGGCAAGUAUACACCCUUCACGCAGUCCGUGACAUCGAUGCGGGUGAAGAGAUAACGAUUAGCUAUGAUAAUGCUCUCAAAAUCCGCCAAGACCGGCGAAGAAGAUUAUGGGGCGCGGCAAGAUUCCAGUGCACUUGUCCAAAAUGCGAUACCCACCCUGAUGAGUUCUCGUUGAGCGAUGAGCAGAUCAUUUCUAUCAAUACUAUCUUCGAAACAGUCAUGCGUCAUCUGGAUGGUCUUCCCAGUCCCCCUUCGGGAGAGAUGAGUAAGUAUUACACAUCUGCGGAGUGCCUUCGACUUCUCUUCAUAGCCCAUGAAAUCAUUGCAAAGGAGGGACUCGAUGGCCUUCCCCUCUUGAAGGCUUCUGAACUCUCAAUGCUUGUGGCAAGAAAAAGCAAGGACCCUGCCAGGACCAGAAAGUUCGCGGAGCGACAAGCAACCAUAUGGCUGAUCCUGACGGGCGACGAUAGCAGCGACUUCAAACUUUACAAGUCAAUUGCCAAGAAUCCAAGGAAGCACUUCAAGUUCGGGCUGCGCGGCUUUUUCAAAAGCAGUCGGCCUCCGCCGAAUAUCAAAAGUAGUCAAUCGGAUAGGUGGUUGUUUCGAAAGCUGGGUUGAUUGGACUGUGCACGGGCGUCCACAUUCGCUGCAUAUUCAUGGAUAGGCAUUUGCCAGAGGCAUGACAUUCUUAUAUCUUGCAUCGACGCGCUGUCUUGCUACCUCGUGCCUAAAUGGUCUUUCUUUAUAGUGCCCUCAAAAAUUGCAACUAAUGAUAUCUGUGUGUGAAACAUAUGUUGAAGACGAGCCAGAACAAGAAGUUCCGUAGUCGUAAAGACUGUGAUUGAGCACGAACUAUGCAGCCUGCCGUCAGCUGUCACCUCACCGCCUGGUCACAAGUCCUGGCAAGCGCCCAUUUGCAGCCUUACAUUGUAGAGGCAUUGUAACGAAUAAAGAGCCGCCUGACAAUGCAGGAAUAGUAGUAGCUGGUGUCCGACAUAGGUAACUUUAGAGCGACUUGACGUGAUGACAAGGUAAGCAGAGUGACAGU